Messenger RNA from Alnus glutinosa, 1107 nucleotides. RefSeq names its product thymidine kinase a. The record is from RefSeq and is a predicted model, not a curated record. Gene Ontology annotation, molecular function: ATP binding; thymidine kinase activity. Lineage: Eukaryota; Viridiplantae; Streptophyta; Magnoliopsida; Fagales; Betulaceae. Gene Ontology annotation, biological process: thymidine metabolic process. The transcript has 4 exons. The coding region runs from base 157 to 963 and encodes 268 amino acids.
ACCAUCAAAUCCCCACGCUCCCCCAAUUUUCCCUCCAAAAUCCAAACCCCACCAAAAAAGCACCAAUUCCCAAUUCCCUCCAAAAUUAGCAUUCAAACACUCACAAGCCCUAAAAUCAAAAUUCAAACUUUGCAAACCCGCCUAUUUAUUUCAAUUAUGAGCUUCCUCCAUACCCAUCUCCCCCAACCCACUAACCGUUCUUUCAAUCCCUCCAAAUUCCCGCGAUUCCCAUUUCUCAAAAACCCUAAUUUCGUCUCUCUGACCACUUCUUCCAUGGCCUCCUUCAAAUCCUCAAUUUCCAUGAGCCGCAGCAGUGAUGGUCCCGGUCGGGCCUCCGGCGAGGUACACGUUAUCGUGGGGCCCAUGUUCGCCGGCAAAACCACUGCUCUUCUCCGCCGGAUCAAGUCUGAGGGCAACAAUGGAAGGAAUGUGGCAAUGAUUAAAUCAAGCAAGGAUUCGAGAUAUGCGAAAGAUUCGAUUGUGACGCAUGAUGGGGUGAAAGUCCCGUGCUGGGCGUUGCCAGAUCUGUUGUCGUUUAGACAGAAAUACGGGGAUGAUGCUUAUAAAAAGGUGGAUGUAAUUGGAAUUGAUGAAGCCCAAUUUUUUGAGGAUCUCUAUGAUUUUUGCAGCAAGGCUGCUGAUCAUGAUGGAAAAAUUGUAAUUGUUGCUGGCCUAGAUGGUGAUUACUUGAGGAGCUUUGGCUCAGUACUUGAUGUAAUAUCUCUUGCUGAUUCUGUAACCAAGUUGACAGCUCGUUGUGAGCUCUGUGGCAAAAAGGCUUUCUUCACUUUGAGGAAGACAAAAGAGACACAGACAGAACUGAUUGGUGGGGCUGAUGUCUACAUGCCUGUCUGCCGCCAGCACUAUGUUAAUGGACAAGUUGUCAUGGAAGCUGCAAGGAGUGUUCUGGAAUCUUGUAAAGUUAAUAGUGAUUGCUAUCUUGAGGCAACUUCAGUUGUUUAGUAACAUACAUGGCUUGUUUACAACCUACUAGUAUAACUACAUUUGAUUGGGCUGGUAUUGUUUUUCCAUUAGUUGUCUGUAAUCUACAUAAUACGGUCAGUUUGGACAUUUUCAUUUAGUGUUUCUUUGAAUUUUUUUUUUUUU